Messenger RNA from Hypomesus transpacificus, 485 nucleotides. RefSeq names its product ribosomal protein L30 (gene rpl30). The coding region runs from base 92 to 442 and encodes 116 amino acids. The record is from RefSeq and is a predicted model, not a curated record. Lineage: Eukaryota; Metazoa; Chordata; Actinopteri; Osmeriformes; Osmeridae. Gene Ontology annotation, cellular component: cytosolic large ribosomal subunit. Gene Ontology annotation, molecular function: RNA binding; structural constituent of ribosome. The transcript has 5 exons.
UUAUGUGUGCAAUGCACGAUGGGACUUCCUUUCUCUCCGAGGCCAUAUUGGAGUUACUUCACUGUUGGCCAGAUCGGACUAAACAGCAACAAUGGUGGCCGCAAAGAAAACGAAAAAGUCCCUUGAGUCCAUCAACUCCCGUCUCCAGUUGGUGAUGAAAAGUGGGAAGUACGUCUUGGGAUACAAACAGUCCCAGAAAAUGAUCCGCCAGGGCAAAGCGAAGCUGGUCAUCCUGGCCAACAACUGCCCUGCUCUAAGGAAAUCUGAGAUUGAGUACUACGCCAUGUUGGCCAAGACUGGUGUCCACCACUACAGUGGCAACAACAUUGAGCUUGGCACAGCCUGCGGCAAAUACUUCAGGGUGUGCACACUGGCCAUCAUUGACCCUGGUGAUUCAGACAUCAUCAGGAGUAUGCCAGAUCAGCAGCAGGGGGAGAAGUAGAGCGGACAUUCCUCAUGUUAUAAAUAAAGUUGGUCAAAUGUUA